This is a messenger RNA of Hyaena hyaena (striped hyena), 1554 nucleotides long. It is a transcript of the gene TSPAN32, whose product is annotated as tetraspanin 32. NCBI's taxonomy places the organism in Eukaryota, Metazoa, Chordata, Mammalia, Carnivora, Hyaenidae. Gene Ontology annotation, cellular component: membrane. The record is from RefSeq and is a predicted model, not a curated record.
CAUGCGGUCCUGGAGUCGAGUCAGGGUGGCCAAAUGCCAGAUGCUGGUCACCAGCUUCUUUGUCCUGCUACUGGGCCUCUCUAUGGCCACCUUGGCAGCCAUCAGCUACUUCGGGGCCCACUUUGCUGUCAUCGGCCGCGCAUCCUUGGACAGGACCCCCUAUGAGGCCACACGCCGCUGGGCCUUCUGCACCAGCGUCAGCCUGGCCGGGCUCCUGACCCUGGGAGCCGUGCUGGGUGCUGUAGCCACCGUGAGGGAGGCUGGGGGCCUCAUGGCAGGGGGCUUCCUGUGCUUCGCCCUGGUGUUCUGCGCCCUUGGGCAGGUGGCCUUCUGGAGAUUCCACAGCCCCACCCAGGUGGAGGACGCCGCCUUGGACGCCUACGACCUGGCGUUUGACCAGGCGGUGAGGGGCGCGCCCGGCGCCCGGCAGCAGCAGCUGGUGGCCAUUCAGGACGCGUUCCUGUGCUGUGGGAAGAGCUCUCCUUUUGGCCUCCUGGGGGGCGCGGAGGUCAGUCUGUGUCCAGGAGAGGCGGCGGCCAGACAGGACUGCCUGGUGGGGAUCAGGAGCUUCCUGAGGACGUACGGACACAUCACCUCCACCCUCACUGGCAUCGGUCUGGCCUCCAUGGUGUACGCCAUGGUGCUCAGCUCCUUUCUCUGGUUCGCCAUUCGCUCUGGCUGCAGCCUGGACCGCAGGGGCAAAUACACCCUGAGCCGCAGAGCCUGUGGCUGCCGGCCCCAGGAGCCCAGCUUCUUCAGACUCCCAGGGGGGCCCACGCUCCGGCGCCCGACCGAAGCGGACGUUCUCGAUGGCCGCCUGGGUGCCUGGGAGCGAGCGGGCCCUCGGGGGGACCCUGGGCUCCUCUGGGACCGGCAGACACUGCUUCAACCACCUGUCCGGCCACCUGUCUGCCCACAGAGGCUGAGUCCGCCCGAGCUGAGCCUUCCGAGGGGGACGUGAGGUGUCUCCUGCCACAGCGCGGAGGGACAGGGAAGGAAGAGGCAUGGUCCCUUUCCGCAGACAAGGGGACCAGAGGUCACUCAUGGACUUGUGGGACAGGCUGGGGAGUGGUCAGAGCAGAGAAGCCACAGGCAGGCUUGGCUGGACGCUCUGCGUGCUCUCAUGAGGUCAGAGCCCUGGGCCGAGCCCGGCCGGGCUCCCCACAGGCCGCAGGCUCCGGGGACCCCCCCGCUUCCACGCUCAGUGCGGCUGGUGGUGGGACACAGGUCCAUGUGGCUGGAGGACCAGGCCCCCUCCUUGCCGCACGUCAGCAGACCACCCCGUUCCUUCUCAUGUGGGGCCUUCACCUCCAAGUCAGCAGGCAAGCCCGUCCCCUCGUGCUGAGACCUCCUGGCUUCCCCUCCCUCCCGCCGGGGAGCUCACUACCUGCAAGGGCUCCCGUGGCUGCGGGAGGUCCCCUGGGAACCUCGAGUCUCUGGUGGAAACCCCACACUUCUGGUGGGGUGUUCACAGGCGCCAGGGCCAAAGGCGAGACUUCUGGGGGUGCAGGAGGGCACCGCAGACCUCCUGGGUUCCAGGCCGCUCCUGCUGGA